UUACUUCUCCGCUAGGUGGCACAUUAGUUGUCGGUGUAAGGGUGUCUUGCUACCCCAAUUAUUGUUCCCUGUUGCUUGACCUGCUGAGGGUCGCAUGUAAGAAGUGCCUUUCCUUGGAACAUGUUAAGCACUGUUGUAAGGAAUCUGGCAAGACAAUCUAGACUCACCAACGUUCGUACCACUGUCAAGAACCUUACUGCUGUCACACUCACAUUAAGAAUUUUGAUGUCAAAGGAGAUGUCAAGUGGCAGUAGUGGUGGGGAUGAGGUGUCUAAGGCUCAGACAGCCCAACCUUCGGCACAGCCUACUAUUUUCUCCAAGAUUAUUGAUAAAACCAUACCGGCAGAUAUUUUGUAUGAAGACGACCAGUGCCUUGCCUUCAGCGAUGUCUCUCCUGAGGCCCCAGUCCAUUUCCUCGUCAUUCCCAAGAAACCAUUGACUGGGGUCGGCGCUGCCGGUCCUGAAGAUCAAAUGCUUCUUGGCCACCUGCUACUUGUAGCCAAAAAAGUGGCAGAUCAGAAAAAGCUGGAGAAAGGGUACAGAAUUGUGAUAAACAACGGUCCAGAUGGCGCCCAGUCUGUAUACCACCUACACCUCCACAUUAUGGGGGGCCGACAGAUGACCUGGCCACCAGGAUAAAUAUAUCUUAUCUGUGUUAUAUUGUGAUAGAGCAGAUAUUAUUAUGCAGAUCACAAAUAUACAAGUAAUUGACUGAAAUUUCUGUGUGUUAAGUGUGUACAAUGAAUGGCCAAGCUUGAUUGUUGAUUUUUGAUAUUCAUGUAACUUUAAGCCAUUUAUCCAAAUAGAGCAUGUACUGUGCCAUACUAGGUUUAUUGUUUACUGAUAGUUUAGCUCUACAAGUUGUAUUCAUGGUACUGUGUGCUAAGCCAUUAAAUUAUAAACCCAC
Mya arenaria is the source of this 907-nucleotide messenger RNA. RefSeq names its product adenosine 5'-monophosphoramidase HINT1-like. Gene Ontology annotation, molecular function: hydrolase activity. NCBI's taxonomy places the organism in Eukaryota, Metazoa, Mollusca, Bivalvia, Myida, Myidae. Bases 121 to 639 code for a protein of 172 amino acids. Gene Ontology annotation, cellular component: mitochondrion; cytoplasm. The transcript is spliced from 6 exons. The record is from RefSeq and is a predicted model, not a curated record.